CGCGGGAUGUGGACGCCAGGCGGCCCGCCGGGGCCCGCUGGCUGGGACCGCCGCCGGGUGGGCGCCAGGCUGCGCGCGGCGCUCGCGGGGCUGCACGAGCUGCAGGGGCUGCGCGCUGCACAGCAGGCGCGCGUGCGGAGCGCCCUGGCCAUGCAGCCCCCACCCGGGGCCGCCGCCGCCCCCCGCGGCCCCCGCGCCCACGAGCUGCGGCUGGAGGCGGCGCUGGCGGCACUGCAGGAGCAGCUGAACCGUUUAAGACGCCAGGACGUCGGCCUGAAAACCCACUUGGACCAGCUGGACCAGCAGAUCAGCGAGCUGCAGCUGGACGUGCGCAGAACCUCCAGCGAGGCCCCGGACAGCGACAGCAGGCCCAGCUCAGGCUUUUACGAGCUCAGCGAUGGCGGCUCCUGCUCCCUGUCCACCUCCUGCACGUCCGUGUGCAGCGACCGCAUGUCGUCCUCCCUGAGCGUUUUGCUGCCCGCUGCCCCCAAAACCAGACUCGGUGUGGGGGACUGCCGGCCCCGGUCGGCUGAUGAGACCACCGUGUGUGGGACCCCCCUGCCCACGUGGGGACCCCAGGCCACCGAGGAGGGCGCAUCCCGGCCCAGGCCAGUGUCUACAGGGGAUCUUGAAAGAGUCCGACCGGCUGAGGUGGGGCUCCAGAAGGCCAGCGCAGACCCCAAGUCCACUCCUCUCCUCUGCCACGGGAUGGACCUCCCACCCCACAUGCUGGACCCCAAGUACCAGCGUGACCUGGUGUCCAAGGGUGGCAAGGAGGUGUACCCGUACCCCAGCCCCCUGCAUGCGGUGGCUUUGCAGAGCCCCCUCUUUGCUCUGACCAAGGAGACCCCGCAGGGUGAUGGCCACUCACCCCCAAGUAAGGCCCUUCCCGGCCGCGCAGGUCUGAGCUCCAUCCAGACUGGACCGGUCUUGGAGGCUGGCCCUGCUGGAGCCUAUAUAGACAGGCUGCUGCGACUGCGGGGCCGAGGGACCCCUCCAAGGGGCAGUGUGGGGGAGCAGGGACCCCCAAGGUGUGAGGUGUCCCCAUCCCAGCAGGAGCUCAGUGGCCGGAGAGUGGACAGUGAGAACCACCUGGAGAAGCUGGUCUGCACCCCAGGAAGAGCAGAAGUGGGAGGGACGGCUCAGAGGGGCAAUGCCAGUGGGGGCAUCCUCGAGCAGCACCCCCUUGUGGACACCCCACACCCCAGCAUCCUUCCCGAAGAGGGAUGCAACCCCUCCAACGGCAGCAGCCGUGGAGAGAACAUCCCUGGCUCCCCUCUGCUGGGGUGUGGGCGGGCUCAGCAGUCAGCCCUUGAUGGCUGCAAGGGCAAGGCCAGGUCGCCCACUGGGAGAACGGGCAGGGAGAGCCCCGCUCUGGCCCCAGGGCACUGUGGUCGCCCCCUCUUUGUUGCCAGCAGAGCUUCCCCCACGGGGCUGAGAACGAGCCUGCCCAAGACAAAGGCCACGAAGAUCAGAAGAGGCACCAGCGAUAAGGCGCUGAGGUCUGGAAGGCAGCCACCCCCGUGGGGCGCCCUCGCGGUCCCCCCGCUGCCCCCUGAGUGGGGGAGCGUUCUCAGGAGGAGGCCCACCCUGGCCGGGGAUGCACCCGGCCGGUCCUGCUCUGAGGCCAGCCUCUACCCGGUGCCCUGCUUCGUCCCCCUGCUGGUGGCCCGCCAGGAGGGCCACCAGGCGUCGGCCCAGGCCCUGUUCCCUUUCGCAGCCGCCCCUCUGGUGGCAGCCCCUGGGGACGCCAGGAGGAAACAGCGCAGGUGGCAGUCCUCUGUGGAGAUCUCAGCCAGGGCCCGCCCGCUCAGCAUCCCCGACCCCAGCCCAGCGGCCAGGAGAGGAGGCGGCCCGCGGCCCAGGCCCCCACGGCCCCGGCAGGACGCCCCCUCGGGGAGCGAGUCGGACGCCUCCGAGGGCCCCUCCGUGCUGCCCUCCACCAUCGCUGAAAGCAGCGGGGACGAGGCCAGCGACCACACCGCCAACCGCUUCGGCGACGGCGAGUCCAGCACCAGUGACUGCGAGGCGGGAGGCCGGGGCCGCGGGGGCGGCCUGGCCUGGCCUCGGGGGGCCCCACAGCCGUCCCCGAGGGCCCCCGCUGGCGCCAGGCCACCCCUGCCCCCGGUCCCCAAACUCUGCCGCAUCAAGGCCUCCAAGGCCCUGAAGAAAAAGAUCCGCAGGUUCCAGCCGGCCACCCUGAAGGUCAUGACCAUGGUGUGAAGCCCACAGGGAAAUGGCUGAGAGCAUCCCGGCCGGGAAAGGGACCAGUGUUCCAGGGGAAGCUGCCUCCUGAGGAACACGGGCCUUUCCAUGGCCAAGCAUGGCAUCCGGCUGUAUUCUGUAUUUGGCUGCUCAAUAUGCUGAUGUAGGGGUGUGCAUCCUCUUGCCAAUGUGUUUUAUCUCCAAAGGCACCGUUUGAAGGAGUCCCCACAGGGGAGAUGAUGAGCAGGUCCCCUGAGAUGGCUGUGACUCUGGGGGUGCAUUGCCCCACCCAACGGGGACCUUCAUAGAGAACUGGGAAAUGUCAGAUGGUACAGGCCACCCCGGCCAGCUUACUCCUUCCUUGUCAGCGUCUUCCCACAACAGAGACUUCCCACCCCUGCUUCCCAGGGAUCUGUGCUGUAAUCCUGGGGGUUGCUGACCUCUGUCCUGGUCCCACUUGGGGUGGGCAGCAUAUUCCCAGGCCUGUGAAGCCAUUCCUCCCAGAAAAUGUUCUUGGAGACUGUUGCAGGACUGUGUUCUGGAAAUUGGGUUGAAGUGUGAACUCCAAUCUUAAGCCCUCAAUGAGAAUAAACACCCAGAGGGAGCCAU
Messenger RNA from Equus quagga, 2814 nucleotides. RefSeq names its product dishevelled binding antagonist of beta catenin 2 (gene DACT2). The transcript is spliced from 4 exons. Gene Ontology annotation, cellular component: cytoplasm. NCBI's taxonomy places the organism in Eukaryota, Metazoa, Chordata, Mammalia, Perissodactyla, Equidae. The record is from RefSeq and is a predicted model, not a curated record. Gene Ontology annotation, biological process: negative regulation of nodal signaling pathway. Bases 7 to 2223 code for a protein of 738 amino acids.